Molecule: messenger RNA, 6079 nt
Organism: Pungitius pungitius (ninespine stickleback)
Lineage: Eukaryota; Metazoa; Chordata; Actinopteri; Perciformes; Gasterosteidae
Gene: sall1a
Product: spalt-like transcription factor 1a
Exons: 3
Coding region: 848-4768 (1306 amino acids)
Biological process (GO): regulation of transcription by RNA polymerase II
Cellular component (GO): nucleus
Molecular function (GO): RNA polymerase II cis-regulatory region sequence-specific DNA binding; DNA-binding transcription factor activity, RNA polymerase II-specific
Source: RefSeq, a predicted model, not a curated record
AAGUUUGUUUAUUCGCGGAAUGCAGUGUGUGAUGAAAACGUGUUAGUAAGUCACCCCCUUUUCGACUAAUGAUAAUCAAAUGAAACUGAUCGGGACGUCUGAAGACACCGUGGACCUUUUGGAACGCUUACCGGUGCCAUUUUACGCACGGAACAUGCUCGCGCUACACUGCGCUUUAACGCACCGGGAGCCGCGAUUGAAACUAUUCAGAGAGUAGCUGUCGUUGAGCAAGACAACGCGAACUGAAUUACGACCAUCUUAAAUGCAACUGCGGACGACGGACUGCGGAGUUGUUUGGAGGAAAAAAGUUUGCCCGGGCGGUCGCGGAGGUUUUGAGUCGCGAGCGUCCAACCGGUCCCGCGUCGACGGGACGGAGAGGAAAAGACGACCCAGAGAAACUGUGAUCGCUGAAUGAUUGUCAAUGUGAAUGAUUGAAAGAUACCGUCGCAGGGCAUUGACUCGAGACGCCGACAUCCCCCCCCCCCCGUCGUAGUCACGAUAAGCGUUGACUUGGCUAACAGAAGGGGUUAAACCGGAUCCAAAGGGAGUUUGGAAGAGCCAGCCUUUCUCCCCCCGUUCGGAUCAACUCAUUGGGUGGGAGCUGAGAGAGAGACAAGAGUCCCCAGCAAAUCAGGAGCUAAUUGAUUAAAGAGACUUCAUUUGAAUAGGAGGGGGGCUGGCGAGGUGCCAAUCGCCUUUCAAAGAAGCCCCCCCUGUAUGAUUAAUCGCAGAGCAUUAUUGAUAAUCAUAACGGGGCACAUGCGCGGUAGAUGGGCUCGAUUUACGUAAUUUUUGCGAAGGUUUUGUAGUCAUUUUUUAUUCUUUGCCUGCUGAUGUGCCAGCCAGCAUGUCGCGGAGGAAACAAGCGAAGCCGCAACACUUCCAAUCCGACCCUCAUCUGCCUUUAUCGGAGCACAAUGGGGACACAGAACUUUGCUCAGAGGAUCCCCCCUGCAAGGAGUCAGACGCCCACGUCUGUAGCAGAUGUUGUGCUGAGUUCUUUGAACUAUCAGAUCUUGAAGAACACCAGAAAAAUUGCUCUAAGAAUCAGCUAGUUCUGAUUGUGAAUGAACACCCCGUCUCCCCCACCGGAACUUUCUCACCUGGGUCUUCUCCGCAUAAUCCCGAUGACCAGAUGAAUGACACAGCUAAUAACACUGAUCAAACAGAGUGCAGUGACCUCUUGGAGCCAAACUCUCCUGACAAAGACGAAGCCAUGGACGUGGACGUUUCCGGAAUGAGCAGCGGUCAUGAAGAGGAAGGCAGUUACACAGAGAGCGGGAGCCCCAUCGACACAGUCGGCUGCCAUGGUGGCAGGAGCACCUCUGGCCCUGCAGUUGGUACCUCUGCUAUUUCUGCGCCUCUACCUCAGCUCAGAAACCUGUCUGACCUGGGAAACUUCUCCAUGAUCAACAGCAAUGUUAUAAUUGAAAAUCUGCAAAGCACCAAAGUGGCCGUGGCCCAAUUCUCCCAAGAGGCCCGUAACACAGGGGGCCCCAGGGUGGCAGUGCCCGCCCUUAUGGAGCAGCUCCUCGGCCUACAACAGCAACAGAUCCACCAGUUGCAGCUUAUCGAGCAGAUUCGCCAUCAGAUACUGCUACUGGCCUCCCAGUCCCCGGAACUGCAGGUGCCCCCGACUUCUGCUCCAGGCACAAUGGGGCCUGCUGCCAACCCACUGACCACACUCAGCUCACAUCUUUCCCAGCAGCUGGCUGCAGCCGCAGGCCUAGCCCAGAACCUGGCCAGUCAGUCCGCCAGUAUUAAUAGCCUAAAGCAGCUGGCUGCAGCAGCACAGCUACCUCAGUCCAACCCAAGCAGCAGUGAGACAUCUCAGAGCAUUAGCACACUGGGGCCAUCAACAGUCAACACCCAAUCCUCUGACAAGAGGCCGAAUCAUAUGAGUAGCCUCCACUCUCAGCUCAGCAACUCCUCCCUCACCAAGUCAUCCACGCCAGCAUUCGGAAUGGGAAGCCUGAUAAGCUCUGCAGUGAAUCCCCUUCUACCUCAGCCCCCACCUGGUAACCCAAUAUUUUCCAGCUCUUUGCCCAGUGUUGGCACCACCGUAGAGGACCUCAACUCUUUAGCAGCUUUGGCCCAGCAGAGGAAAGGCAAGCCGCCAAAUGUCACUUCAUUUGAACACAAGAGCAGCACUGAUGAGGCUUUCUUCAAGCAUAAGUGCAGGUUUUGUGGCAAGGUGUUUGGAAGUGACAGUGCCUUGCAAAUCCACCUGCGCUCUCACACUGGCGAGAGACCGUACAAGUGUAAUAUAUGUGGCAACCGCUUCUCCACCCGGGGUAACCUGAAGGUGCAUUUCCAGCGCCAUAAAGAAAAAUACCCACACAUCCAGAUGAACCCCUACCCUGUUCCUGAGCAUUUAGACAACAUACCAACAAGCACCGGCAUCCCAUACGGCAUGUCCAUGCCUCCUGAGAAACCUGUCACCAGCUGGCUGGACAGCAAACCAGUUUUGCCCACAAUGACUUCCUCAGUUGGCAUGUUGCUGCCACCAACCAUGCCGAGCUUGCCCCAUUUCAUCAAAAAGGAAGAUCAUUCAAUAGCCAUAACUAGCCCUUCUGUCGCAAAGAGUGUCUUGGGCACUACUGAGCCUUCAGCUAAAUGUAUGGACCGGGUGUCUGAAGAAGGUGAAGGUGCAACUUUGCCUACCUCAAAUGGGAGAACUGAAGAAGGCAGCCACUCCUCAGGCUUCAUGACAAACGUGAGCUCGGCCUCAGAAAGCACUGCUGACUACACAACAUCAAACAGUCCGCCCAUGAUGACCAACCCCCUCAUGCCUCUUAUGUCUGAUCAGUUCAAGGCUAAAUUCCCCUUUGGCGGUAUCCUAGAUCCUCUCCAGGGGUCAGAGACCUCCAAGCUACAGCAGCUUGUGGAGAACAUCGACAGGAAGGUGGCAGACCCAAAUGAAUGUGUCAUCUGCCACCGGGUGCUGAGCUGCCAAAGUGCUCUUAAAAUGCACUACCGCACUCACACCGGGGAAAGGCCCUUCAAGUGUAAAAUCUGUGGCAGGGCCUUUACCACCAAGGGUAAUCUUAAGACUCACUACAGCGUCCAUAGGGCCAUGCCUCCCCUGAGGGUCCAACACUCCUGUCCUAUUUGUCAGAAGAAGUUCACAAAUGCCGUGGUUCUUCAGCAACACAUCCGCAUGCACAUGGGUGGGCACAUCCCCAACACCCCUCUACCAGAGAGUUACCCAGAGUCCAUGGUCUCUGACACUGGGUCAUUUGACGAGGGAAACAUUGAUGAUCUGGACAACUUCUCUGAUGACAACUUUGAAGGAAUGGAGGAGGGCCCAGACAGCAGUGUGCCAGACACACCGAGGUCAGCUGAAGCGUUUCAUGACAGUCUAUGUAACUCCCCAGCCCUCCAUGAAUUGUCAAGCCAGGAGGGGAGAGAGAGAAAUGGAGAAGAAAGUGCCCACAAUAAUGAAACCGAGGAGCUACAAGUCAUCCAAAUGAGGGCUAUGGCAAACGGCUUUGUUGAGAGAGAUUGCUUCACCAAUGACUCCUCGUCUUUAGGAGGGGAUGUUGACAGCCAAAGUCCCGGGAGUCCAGCUGUGUCAGAAUCUACCUCCUCCAUGCAGGCACCAUCCCCCAUUAGCAUGCAGCCACAACCACGCAAAUCCCCUAGUCUCGAAGAAAGGCACCAGAGGGCAUUAUCGUUGGAGCACACCACUGCAAGCCUCUUGCACUCUAACCCCUCCAACAUUGGAGCACUGGACCUGACAUCUGUCAAUCCCUCAAAAGAUCCCUUAGGCAUGUUAUUCCCCUUCCGUGAGCGUAGCAUCAUCAAGAACACAUCCUGUGACAUCUGUGGGAAGACCUUCGCUUGUCAGAGUGCCUUGGACAUUCACUAUCGAAGCCAUACCAAAGAACGGCCAUUUAUUUGCACGGCCUGCAACAGGGGUUUCUCCACCAAGGGCAACCUCAAGCAGCACAUGCUCACCCAUCAAAUGAGAGACCUGCCCUCACAACUCUUUGAGCCGUCAAACACGAGCCUGUCCUCCAGCCCAACCCCUUCCCUUCUCUCUGUAGGCUCUGUUAACAAACCAGAGGUUAAUGGCUUCCUCCAUAGCCUCCACAUAGAAAACAAGGAAAUGCCCUCUGGCUUGGUCACAUCAUCUGCCUCCACGUCCCCAGUGCUUUCUGCCGCUCCGCAACGGAGGACGCCCAAGCAACACUUCUGCAACGCCUGCGGGAAGUGUUUCUCCUCCUCCAGCGCUCUGCAGAUCCACGAGAGAACCCACACAGGGGAGAAGCCCUUUGCCUGCAGCAUCUGUGGCCGAGCCUUUACCACCAAAGGAAACCUCAAGGUCCACAUGGGCACGCACAUGUGGAACAGCGCUCCCGCCAGACGUGGGCGCAGGCUCUCUGUGGACGGGCCAAUGGCCUUCCUGGGUGCAAACCCCGUCAAGUUUCCUGAAAUCUUCCAGAAGGACAUGGCAUCAAGGGCGAGCAACGGGGACCCAACCAGCUUCUGGAACCAGUACGCCGCAGCCUUCUCCAACGGCCUGGCGAUGAAGACCAACGAAAUCUCUGUCAUCCAGAACGGAGGCCUCCCACCCAUGUCGGGCAGCAUGAUAAAUGGGGGUAGCUCUCCCAUCGGUGGCAUGACCGGCAGCCUCGACAAGCUGCACAGCAUGGAGCCCAACGCUGCCCUUGCAGGUUUGGAGAAAAUGGCCAACACGGAGAACGGGGCCCACUUCCGGUUCACUCGCUUCAUGGAGGAUAAUAAAGAAAUCGUCACCAGUUAAAGUGAAUGUCCUCGGGUUGCGCACGGACACAUAUUGUACACACAUGUAGACAAACAAGAAAGAGAACAAGACAGGGACAAAAUCAACUGAACUGCUUUGCUCGCCAUUGAAUCUUUACGAACACGAGUGUGAAGACAAGUUGCUUUUUUUGUACAAUGUACAUGUUAUAGUUUUACGGAGCUUAUUUAUUAGUGAUUAUAACCUUGCUUGAAACCAAGUGGAAGCAUUAACAGUUAGGUUUUUGUUUGUUUUAAAGCCAGAAUGGGUAUGUAUGGGUGCUUAAAAAAAUGUGCUUUUGAAACUUAGAAUAUCUGGGUAGAUAACCUUACCUUGGCAUUAAGUUAUUUUCUGUCUGUAGUAGCUAUAACCGAACUGUCGAUGUACAUGUGAUGCAUUAGCCCUGUAAUAAGCAAACAGACUUGCUGUAAAUACUGUACACUGAUCUUCUGUAGAUGGUCUAACAUCUGUGUGUUCAUGCCCCCCCCCCCUCCCCCCCUCUUUCCUCAUUCAAGCAAAACAAUGACAUUCAGGCAAGGGACUCAAUUAUGUCGUAGUUCCUUUCUUUCCAACUGAUAUUUACUUUAUUUUAUUUAAGGAUGACAAAACAUUGAAGCUUGCUACAAUUCAAGGGUUUCUUUAGUGUUGACUUUUGUUGUUACCGUUUCUGUGUAUUGUACUUUUUACUUUUUAUUUUCUUCCAUAUUUCCCCCUCAAUUUUUUUUUUUUGUUGCUCGUAUUUUUGGUGUUGGUGAAAGCAAGACAGAAGGGAACAUUUGGUGUGGCCCAUUUACUGGCUUUUGGAACUGAGACAGCCAAUCAAAUGAGCAGGAUUCUCCUUCAGUUCUCAGCUGGAUUUCCACGUUGCUGCUAUGUCCCAGCAUCCUCACUGACAUCAAGUGCAAAGUUAUGUGUUGAAGCUUCUGUAAAUACGCUCAGACGUGGAAAUAAAAACUCCCUCGUAAGAAAAAUGUACAUAGAGCUCACACAAGAGAAGUCCAUCACGGCCAUGGGACAAAAUGAUAGUGUUUUUAUAAAUAUAAAUAUAUAUUAGGUUUGACAACCUUCGGACUGUUACAUGCACUUUCUUGGAAAGUUGGAAGAUCUUUAUGGGUCCAGUUUCUCUACACUUUAAUACCUACUAACAACUAAGAUACUGUAAUUCUUUACUCUAAUAAUCAAAUACAUCAGUUUUCCAAAAGAAACAUUGUGCGUGUGUGUGUGUGUACUUUUAUUCCCAUCUUUAUUUAUCGUACUGUUGGAUCUAUACUGGUAAUUCUUUUUUUUUCACGCAUCAAACGUUGACAAUCAUUU